CUGUUAUUGACGAGCUCAUCACUUCAAAUGAAACUACGUCAUCGUACUAUAAACAUCUUGAACGCAACGAUCUGGCUAUUCUGGCGGAAAUCUUGGUAUGAAGAUUACCGUCUCGGAACCAGAAACGUUCACCACGCACAUACUUAGCAGCGAAUUCGGGAUUGACCUUUGCUUUUGCUUGUUAUAUGUGUGCACCAUCGUAUAUUUUGAAUGCUAUUUCCUCAGCUCUGUGGUAUCGAACGCGAGCCAUGACCUCUUGCUCGCCUUGUUGGAGUACAGUACGGGUCCACAGGGCGCGGCACGCAAACUAUAUAUACCUCUCAUGCAAGCAUCGCUUAUAGGCACUAGCAAUCGACUGAUUGCAGGAAGCUGCCACAUACCAAAACGAGUAGUGAAUCGGUAUAGGGCCUACGCAGACCAACCCUAUUAUAUCCAGGCUGUAUGACCCAGCAGCUUCUGACAUCAUGGGUGACUUCCUC
Aspergillus aculeatinus CBS 121060 is the source of this 479-nucleotide messenger RNA. RefSeq lists its product as uncharacterized. The record is from RefSeq and is a predicted model, not a curated record. Bases 98 to 445 code for a protein of 115 amino acids. NCBI's taxonomy places the organism in Eukaryota, Fungi, Ascomycota, Eurotiomycetes, Eurotiales, Aspergillaceae. The transcript has a single exon.